AUGGAUAGUAGUGAGCUUCAAGUCGAAGAUGAAACACAGAAUAAUCACAGUAGACGGCAAAGUUUGUCUACUAGCAAUACAAUUAUUACCGAAUCAAGCUCGAAUGAAUCUCAAACGAAUGUGAAUGGAACGGAAAUGAGAAAUUCGCCAUCGAAAGCAUCAUCAACCAGUUCUUCACCCCAAAAAACGGCAGCCUCAGUUAUAUCAAAUUCUCCUACUAUGAACAAAAGCGUAAAAAUUGGAAAUAACAAAGAAAUAAUAUACGAAAUGAAUAAAAAUGGUAUUCAAUCAAAUGAAUCGCCAAAAAUUAACAAGAAAUUAUCCAGAACCAAUAUUUAUCCAUCGGGAACAAAUUUGACUGCUCGGGACGCUUUUGGUCCUAAACUUACAGUACCAACGACUCCAGAAGAUACACCACCAUUACCAGGAACACCAAUAUUUUCUAAUGAUGUACCAAGAGAUUCUUUGUUACAAAAGGAUUCAUCUUCAGAAACGGAAAUAGAUCCUGAAACACUUUAUUUCCGAGACGGUCGUAGACGCAUUGAUAUGGUUUUGGUAUAUCAUGAAGAAAAUAGUGGAGUAAUGACUGAAUUAGAAGCACGUCGAAAGGAGCAAAGACGUGUUUUUCAACAAAAUUUAUUAAAAGAAGGUUUGCAAUUAGAAUUAGAACCAAAAGAAAAUUCUUUUGACGGAAAAACUUAUUUCUUAAAGUUACACAUUCCAUGGAAAAUUAAAGUUCAAUAUGCUGAAGUAAUGAAUUUGAAAUUGCCCACCAAAAGAUUUAUCACUAUAUCUGUUAAAGCUUGGCAAAGCAAUGAGGAUGUGAAAGAAAGUCCGAAAUUUUGGGAAAGAUGGAUACAAUGGGUAAAAGAGAUACAUACUUGGGAUACAAAGAAAUAUCCGGAAGAACCUAGUUUUUAUGAUAGUAUUGAUUCUGGUGAUCGAGAAGAAAGAUUUGUAGUAAAAGAUAGAGAUACAGCUUAUACUCCUGCUCAAAGAUCUUUAAUAGUAAUGCAAAUUUUAUUAAGAGCACGAUAUGAUGAAAAUCACGAAAAGGCAGGUAUCCGAAGACUUUUAGCAGAUGGCACUUAUCUUGAUUGUUAUUCUUUGCACGAGGGUCCGUAUAACAAACCUGGUUUAAAUGGUGAAAAUUUAGAUAGACAUUUAUUAUAUUUAAUAUGGGCCAGACCUUCGCAAUGGUACAAAAGACAACCUUUAUGGUUAAUCAGACGAUAUUUUGGAGAAAAAGUAGCUCUUUAUUUUGCAUGGCUAGGAUUUUACACAAAAUGUUUAUACGCACCAGCGAUUGUUGGCCUUUUGUGUUUUAUGUAUGGCGUAGGAAGUAUGGAUGGACCUGACAAUGUACCGAGUAGAGAAAUAUGUGAUUAUAAUAUAGCAGGAAAUAUUACAUUAUGUCCUAUCUGCGAUAAAGCAUGUAGCUAUCAAAGACUCGGCGAAUCCUGCUUAUUUUCAAAAUUAACUUAUUUAUUCGAUAAUCCUGCUACUGUCUUCUUUGCUAUUUUUAUGUCAUUUUGGGCCACGACAUUUCUUGAACUAUGGAAACGAAGACAAGCUGUGAUAAUUUGGGAAUGGGAUCUUCAAAAUGUUGAAAGCGAAGAAGAGCCUCGACCUGAAUUUGAAACUACAGUAAAAACAUUUCGAAUAAAUCCUGUAACCAGAGAAAGAGAACCUUAUUUACCAGUAUGGUCUAAGGCUUUACGUUCUUGUACUACAGGUUCUAUAGUAUUUUUUAUGAUAUGCGUUGUUUUGGGUGCUGUACUGGGAACUAUUAUUUCUCGAAUAUCGUUAGUAUCCGUAUUUUAUGAAGGUGGAGGUCCAUUUUUACAGAAACACGCAAAGAUUUUCACCUCUAUGACUGCAGCCCUUAUUAAUUUAGUGAUUAUUAUGAUCCUUACACGAGUGUAUCAUCGUUUAGCACGAUGGAUGGUGAACAUGGAAAAUCCUAGAACACAAACUGAAUACGAAUCUAGUUUUACAUUCAAGAUAUUUUUAUUCGAAUUUGUCAAUUUCUAUUCGUCCCUUAUUUAUAUAGCCUUCUUUAAAGGAAGGUUUUAUGUUCAUCCUGGAGAUGCCGAUGCAAGAGCUACAGAAUUUUCUCGUAUAAAAACAGACGUGUGCGAUCCAGCUGGAUGUUUGUCGGAACUUUGUAUACAACUUGCUAUUAUAAUGGUAGGCAAGCAAUGUUUCAAUAAUUUUGUAGAAAUAUUAUCACCAAAAAUGUGGAAUUGGUGGCGUAAAAGAAAUCAUAUUGCUGCUACGAAAGAUCAUGGCAGACCGUAUACUUAUUGGGAGAAAGAUUAUCAAUUGCAAGAUCCUGGAAGACUCGCGCUCUUUGAUGAAUAUUUGGAAAUGAUUUUACAAUAUGGAUUUGUGACUUUGUUCGUCGCUGCAUUUCCAUUAGCGCCAUUGUUUGCGUUAUUGAACAAUAUAGCUGAAAUACGAUUAGAUGCAUAUAAAAUGGUAAAAGAAGCGAGAAGACCAUUAGCAGAAAGAGUGCAAGAUAUAGGAGCUUGGUACGGCAUAUUACGUGGAGUAACUUACGUUGCUGUAGUAUCGAAUGCAUUCGUUAUUGCAUACACAUCAGAUUUCAUCCCUCGUAGCGUAUAUGCUAUCGUUUACUCACCCACAGAAGAUUUAGUGGGUUAUAUUGAUAGUUCUUUAUCAGAAUUUAAUACAUCAGAUUAUCGAGAUGAUAUGAAAAGCGAUAUGGAUACUCAUCAUCCGGAAACGUGUCAAUAUAGAGGCUAUAGAAAUGGACCGGAUCAUGCUAACGAUCCAUAUGGACUAAGCCCGCAAUAUUGGCAUGUUUUCGCAGCUCGUUUAGCCUUCGUUGUUGUUUUUGAACACAUUGUUUUCGCUUUAACUGGCAUAAUGAGUUAUGUGAUACCAGCCGUACCUCGUUCUUUGGCAACUCAACUUCAACGAGAACGUUUACUUGCUCAAGAAGCUAAGUAUGAAAAAGGUAUUAAAAGUAGAGAAGACGAUGAUGAUAUUUUAUCAAUGCUUAGAGAAGCAGGUAGCAUUGGAAGAGCUGCAGGUGGUGGUAGAGGUAGUUGGGCAAGACGCUUUAGUAAAUUAAGUGAUGGUUUAGAUGCCCAUGUUGAUGUAGCUUCCAGACACAAUAGAAACAGUGAUGGUUCGACUGUAUGGGAGGUAACAUGAUUUUAAAAUAGAUUCAUAGAUAUAUAGAUUGUAUUUCUUGAGAUACUUAAAAAAUAUUUUUUGAAUGCCUCGCUUAUUUGUACAAAAACUAUUUACUUGUAUCGUUAUGUAAAUAAUAUUUAUGAUGGUAAAAUCCUAUAUAAAUAUCGGAAUAACAAGUACAAAUAAAUAGAACAUUAAUUGUGAUAUUUUAAAAAAAUUGCAUAAAAUAUGUGAACAAGAAACAAAAAACAAUCAAAUUAACAUGUGAUGUUGUAAUAAAUGCCAAAUGUAUAUCAAUACUUUUCAAAGAUAUACCGAAAAUCAUUUUAAAAAUUUUUAACAUUUGAUCAUACGACUAAAUAUAUGUGUGACUUAUAUAAUACUUUCAGUAUUAAUAUAUACGUAAUUAAAAAAAAAACUUCUUUUAUAAUACAUUGAAUAUGGUACUCUAUUUUCUAUAAAAUUAUUAAUUCUAUAAAAUUAUUAAUAAAAUUUCUAUAAAAUAAUUUUUAAAUCAUAAUAUUACAUAAUAGAAAUACGAAAGUACCGAUUAAUAAAAAAUAUAAAUAAUAGCCAAAUUGUGUUUCUAUUGCUUGUUAUCAUUCAUUAUCAGCUGUUAAAUAUUUAUUAAUGUGAAGGACAAAAGAUUUUCUCAAAAUUUACACAAUAUACUCUUUAUUGUACAUAAUUUCAAUAUUUCAUUCUCCAUUUUAUGCUUGACAUUAUUACAAUAAUUACUAUAGAAUAUAUUUAUAAUAAUAUACAUGUACAUAUUUACUUUUUUUUUUGCUAUUGAUUUCACGAUUUAUAUGUAUAAUUUUAUAUGCAUAUUGGCAUAUAAUUCAUUCCAUACUGCACUUUCUUGCGUCUUCUGCUUCCUUUUUAAAAUCUAAAAGUGUAUCACAGUUGUGUUGAGGGAUAGAUAGAGAUCUUUUUUUUUUACUUUUUUCUUGUUUUAAAGAAAAGGAGACCAUUCGGAUGACUGAAAUCGAUACAUAGUCCAUUCAGUCAGAUCUCCUGGAUCUGAUGGACACCUGAACUUAAAAUUUGUUAGCCAUAAUUCUAGUAAACGAAUGCGAUGAAAUGUAUCCUACAUUCCUCAAUCUGUUUAUAUAAUAUGCAAUAUUUAUCCUAUUUAUACAAUCAUCUAUACCUUUUUCAAAAAUAUAUCGUUAUAGGCGUUUAAAUGGCAAAUCAUAAAAAUGUAAUUCAUCAUUUCAUGUGCAAUUUUAAAAAUGAGAAAGAAUUUUCAUGUUUUUUUAUUUGCUUCUUUUUAUUCUAAAUUUUCUACGAAUAAAAUCAUUUGUAGCGAUCCAUCUUAUAAUAACAUAUAUUUUUGUAAUAUUAUUGCUUUUGUGCUAAAUUUACAUUUUUUUGGGCAUUUUGUAGAAAAAAGUGUAUAUAUAUAUAUAUACACAUACACGUGUAUACGCAUGCAUACGUGUGAUAAAGUUAUUUAUUAGGUAAAAUGUUUUUUGUAAAUAAAUGUUUUCGCCCCUAUAUUAUUGCAGAAAUAA
This is a messenger RNA of Apis mellifera (honey bee), 4682 nucleotides long. RefSeq names its product anoctamin-4. Gene Ontology annotation, biological process: chloride transmembrane transport. Gene Ontology annotation, molecular function: chloride channel activity; protein dimerization activity. Lineage: Eukaryota; Metazoa; Arthropoda; Insecta; Hymenoptera; Apidae. Gene Ontology annotation, cellular component: plasma membrane. The record is from RefSeq and is a predicted model, not a curated record. The transcript has 10 exons. Bases 1 to 3183 code for a protein of 1060 amino acids.